AUGGAAUCAGAACUAAGAUAUUACGAAGUGCAGGACCCAUAUGGCAAGGCGUAUUCUUAUUAUAAAGAUGAAUAUCUCUGUCUUUGGGAGGUUACGCCUGAUGAGGUCGUAGCACACUGGGACUGGGACCUUAUCGAGGACGUUCAUUGGUACGAGGACAAAAUAUUACCUGCUUUCAAGGAGCACAACGAUCGCUUCUUAAGCAGAAGUCAGAUUGAGACGACCUUUGGUAUGUCAACACUGCAAAGUGCUUUGCCCAACAUGUUCUCUUUCUCAGUCAACAGAGACGAACUGUCUGGGUCAGACCUGGACCAUUCUCCUAAAUCAGACUCAUUUCCAAAUGAGAAUUAUAGUUUCUCAAGCGAGGAGGAGAAUUGGCAGGUUGAAGAUGACACUUAUUGGGACACAGACGAUGAAGUGGAGGAGUCCAACGCGAUUGAUGAUUCAUACAAGACCCUUGAAGGCGACUGGUGA
Penicillium psychrosexuale is the source of this 474-nucleotide messenger RNA. RefSeq lists its product as uncharacterized. Lineage: Eukaryota; Fungi; Ascomycota; Eurotiomycetes; Eurotiales; Aspergillaceae. The coding region runs from base 1 to 474 and encodes 157 amino acids. The record is from RefSeq and is a predicted model, not a curated record. The transcript has a single exon.